AUAAUGAAUACUUCUUUGUUCAUUAGAAACAUGUGCCUAAAAGGCAUUAUAUAUUCUCCUGUUAUUGAUUCUAUCACUGGCAUGAAUCUGAAAGUAACACUCCUAGAAACAAUGUCAAAGUUUCAGAUUUUCAUCAGUAUAAUUCUAGCGUUUUGUUCUGUCGCCGCAUCCCAGCCCAUCAUUACCAGAAACACCACUGUGAAAUGCCCUCUUGACUUCAGCAUCAUCAGGCAAUUCACAGAGGGUUUUAGACCUUCUGAACCAGUUUCAGACCAAUGCCUAUUGAUUGUCCAAGGCAUCCGCCUCGUUCAAUCUGAUUACCUUCGUCGUACAAACUCAUUCCUACCACCAUCCUCAUCAUCCGAGUCAUGCUGGAAUGAUUACCAGAACCUCAUUAACCAGUCCUCAAACAGCUUUGAUAUUCGGACCACUUGUGGAUUCCAGACACAAUGGAUUGCUCAGGGCUGUGAAAACAUCACAACGCGAUCAGAAUAUGAAAACAUCAACUCCAAUGCUACUUUAAAUGGUGUACUUCAAGCUUGUAAUCAGUCACUGCAUAGUGGAGAGGCUUGUGCAACAUGCACUACAAGUCUGUCUGCCUUGUUACCCUCUGAUGUGCAGGGGGUGAGAGUUGGGAAUGUUUCGGAUUGUACUGCAUUUAAGUCCAUCUAUGCUGCUGCAUUUGCUAAUUUGGAUGGUCCAGCUAAUAGAGAUACUGCUCAGCGUUUGUUUGCUCUUCCUCUUGAUAGUUCUAAAUCCAACAAGAAACAUAGAAAUACACUGAUUGCUGUGUUUUCCUUGUUGGUUUUUGCUAGUUUCGCUUUUGUUGGAUUUUGGUGGAUGUGGAGAAAAAAGCGCGAAAAGAAGAAGACCAAGGGGAUUUUGGAUUCUAAUCUUUCUCAUUUGGACUCGAUUGGUGGAAAUAAUGCAUUGAUUAAGUUUUCCUAUAGUGAAGUUGAGAAGGCUACAAAGAAUUUCUCGUUAUCCAACAUUAUUGGGAGGGGAGGAUAUGGUAAUGUGUACAAGGGGGUUUUGCCAGAUAGGACUGAAGUUGCAUUGAAGAGGUUCAAGAAUUGUUCUGCAGCUGGGGAUGCAAGUUUUGCUCAUGAAGUUAGAAUUAUAGCCAGUGUUCGCCAUGUCAAUCUGGUGGCCCUUCGAGGGUACUGUAUAGCCAUGACGAAAUCUGAAGGCCAUCAGCGGAUAAUUGUGUGUGAUUUAGUGAAGAACGGAAGCUUGCAUGACCAUCUCUUUGGCCCGGCUGAGAAGAAGUUGAGUUGGCCAAUUAGACAAAAGAUUGCGCUUGGAACAGCUAGGGGAUUGGCUUAUCUGCAUAAUGGGGCACAGCCUUCUAUAAUUCACAGGGAUAUUAAAGCUGGUAAUAUACUUCUGGAUGAGGACUUUGAGCCCAAAGUUGCAGAUUUUGGGCUUGCGAAGAUUGCACCUGAGGGAGUGUCACACAUGAGCACUCAUGUCGCUGGAACAAUGGGUUAUGUUGCCCCUGAGUAUGCUCUUUAUGGAAAGUUGACAGAGAGAAGUGAUGUCUAUAGUUUUGGGAUUGUGCUUCUUGAACUUGUAAGUGGUAAGAAGGCACUUCUUAAGCAUGGCGAUGACCAGCACACUCUUCUGGCAGAUUGGGCGUGGUCACUGGUUAAAGUCGGGAGGCCAUUAGAUAUAGUUGAAGAAGGUACUCCAGAGCUAGGACCACCCGAAAUCAUGGAAAAGUAUGUAAUGCUUGCAGUGCUUUGUUCUCACCCACAAUUAUAUGCCAGGCCUACAAUGGACCAAGUUGUCAAGAUUCUGGACUCAAAUGAGCCAGUUCCCGUGAUACCAGAGAGGCCUAAUUCAUUCACAGCUAACGUUUUUGGUACUGAAACGCCCAUUAGCAGCACUGGCUCGAAUUCUAUGUCUAGUUAUUCUACAUACUAGCAGUACAUUGAUAUUAAAUGUAAUUGUACAUAGUUAUAAGGAUAUCUGAUAACUUUAAAAACAA
Daucus carota subsp. sativus is the source of this 1990-nucleotide messenger RNA. Its product is annotated as probable LRR receptor-like serine/threonine-protein kinase RKF3. Gene Ontology annotation, molecular function: protein kinase activity; ATP binding. Gene Ontology annotation, biological process: protein phosphorylation. The record is from RefSeq and is a predicted model, not a curated record. Bases 4 to 1926 code for a protein of 640 amino acids. NCBI's taxonomy places the organism in Eukaryota, Viridiplantae, Streptophyta, Magnoliopsida, Apiales, Apiaceae. The transcript is spliced from 2 exons.